Phanerochaete carnosa HHB-10118-sp is the source of this 1575-nucleotide messenger RNA. RefSeq lists its product as uncharacterized. The transcript is spliced from 4 exons. The annotation marks the transcript as partial. Lineage: Eukaryota; Fungi; Basidiomycota; Agaricomycetes; Polyporales; Phanerochaetaceae. The record is from RefSeq and is a predicted model, not a curated record.
GAAUCUAGAGUUACUCGCGCCUCGCGCGUUGAUAUCACUACUUCAAGCUUCAAGCUUCAAGGCCCGUUACGACGCCACGCCAACUUCUCAUAUCCCUCCUGUCUGUCCAGGACAGCGACAGUUGCCUAUACUCUUAGUCGGUUACAAACGUCUCGGCCAUCGUUCUAUGUCAUCUGGAACUCCUUCCGAGGUUUCCGAUCUAUCUAUCAGCGAUACCGAGUCUUUCGCGGACAUACACGACAUGUCGUCCCCAACAUCGCCCACGCCGGAAAGUGCAGGAUCUUCUCAGGCGACCGAGACCGGUAGUUCUGUACCUUUCGUCGAUCGAGAUUCUUCCAAUGAAACCAAGCAUCCCAAGUACUAUUUCGACGAUGGUUCAACCGUGGUUCUGGUCGGAAAAUUCAAGUACCGCCUCCACCAGUACUUAUUCUCCAGAGACUCGCCCUAUUUCGCGAAUAUCUUCGUCCAUUGCAUGCCCUCCGAGCCUCUCAAUCUAGCUGACAAGAGAUCCUCCGAUUUCGAUGCUUUCCUGUCUGUGCUGUACUCGACGUGCUAUCGCCCGCCCGAUAUCACUUCUGUGGAUGAAUGGUCGGCUGUUCUGCGCCUCGCCACCGAGUGGUCGUUCGACGGCAUUUGCAACCUCGCCAUUGAACGUCUCGAACCCAUCGCUAGCCCCAUUGAGAAGAUCAUUCUGAGUCACUCACACUCUAUUCCAGAUUGGCUCCCAGCAGCAUACGUCUCGCUGUGUCAGCGUCCUCACCCACUUACGGCUGCGGAGAUCAGAGCUAUUGAGGCGGAAGACGUCGAGGUGGUGAUGUCAGUCCGGGAGACUAUGCUUCGUGCAGGGCUACCGUUAGAAGUGAGCGAAACGAUUGCUCUCAUCGCCAAAUCCAUCAAGUCUGCUACGAAUGCGGCGACUCUCGCACCUCCCGAUCCUACUCCAGAGGUCACAAACAUGGCGGCUUUUCCACGUUCCAACCCCAUUUCAGCGACCACAAAGGCAGACACUUCCUAUUCCACCUUCCAAUCUUAUCCUAGAGAUCAAAGACACAGCGGAAUUAACAUUGGCUGAGCCCGGGACUGAGGCCGCGAAGGUUCAAAAGCUCUACCUCGAGAUUCAUCGUCGAUUCGACUCUUCCAGUCUUCUCCUCCUUGCCUCUGCAGACAGCACGCGGAAUGUCGCCUCUAGAACACUGGCACACGUUCUGUCCUCGGUAAUUCAUACAGAAGUCGCACCCCUUCUCGAGAAGAUGACACCAGAUAAUAUCGACCCCAUCGCACGCGAAAUAGCCCAAUGGAUCGAUCUUACAGCGCGGGGUAAUGAUUGUGUGACUCUCCAACAGAUUAUUGACCUAGUUUACGAUAAGGCAACGGGCGAUCGGGAAUCCGCUCGAGUAUGCAGUCUACUAUGCCGACAACUUACAGGCAAGAUCCUGGCAAAGUUCCAACAUCCUGCAGACAGAGAUUACGAGGGAGGAGCCCGGUUCCGUGACUGUCUCCUUCGUAAAUGCCUCAGAGAAGCCGAGAGCACUCGCUUGAAGAUGGGCUCGGCGACACAGGGCUCGGAAGAAUCAA